Molecule: messenger RNA, 784 nt
Organism: Aspergillus piperis CBS 112811
Lineage: Eukaryota; Fungi; Ascomycota; Eurotiomycetes; Eurotiales; Aspergillaceae
Product: rRNA-processing FCF1 family protein
Exons: 4
Coding region: 104-673 (189 amino acids)
Cellular component (GO): nucleolus; small-subunit processome
Source: RefSeq, a predicted model, not a curated record
AAUCUUCUGGGUUCAACAAUAUCGAUAGCAACGAAUAUCGAUCCCAUUCUCCGCUGCUUUAAUUUUUUCUCCCUGUUUAGCGGUCAAGGCUAUUGUCAACAAAAUGGGUGUGCAAAAGAAGACUCGCAAGUUCGCGCAGAUGAAGCGCGCCAUCAAGGCCCGCGAUGAGCGACUGAAGAAGCCGGAAGCGAAGAAGGAGACGCCCAAGGAGGAUCAGCUGACUCGUCAAGUCACCCAAGCCCCUUCGAACAUGUUCUUUGCCGCAAACACUGCCCUUGGCCCUCCCUACCACGUGCUGGUCGAUACCAACUUUGUGUCCCACGCUAUCCGAGCGAAGCAGGAUCUACUUACUUCGAUGAUGGACCUGCUAUACGCGAAGUGUGUUCCGACCUUCUCAGACUGCACCAUUGCGGAAUUGGAAAAGCUGGGUGACAAGUACCGCCUCGCACUUCGGGUUGCCAAAGACCCUCGGUGGUCUAGGGUCAAGUGCUCUCACAAGGGUACCUAUGCAGAUGACUGUAUCGUGGAUCGGGUGACGAAGCAUAGAAUUUACAUUGUGGCGACCAACGAUCAAGAUCUGUGUCGCCGUCUGCGCAAGAUUCCUGGUGUGCCCAUCAUGAAGGUUGCAAGGGGCAAAUUCACCAUCGAGAAGUUGCCCGAUGCUUUGGAUUAAGCCUUGGUUUUCUCGAAUUGCUGAAAGAAAUGGCAGAAAGAUAAGAUGUGUUUGAUACCACGCCAUAGCAUGACGUUUCACGAAGAUAUACCCAAUCACCGCUUACAAGCG